This is a messenger RNA of Penicillium hordei, 489 nucleotides long. RefSeq lists its product as uncharacterized. The record is from RefSeq and is a predicted model, not a curated record. Bases 1 to 489 code for a protein of 162 amino acids. Lineage: Eukaryota; Fungi; Ascomycota; Eurotiomycetes; Eurotiales; Aspergillaceae. The transcript is spliced from 2 exons.
AUGGCACCGGAUCCCGACUAUCAGCCAAGCAUCGCUCCUGCGGCUUUUGCUGCGGGCUGGCGCGCGAAGUUCAAGUCCCAGCCGCGUCUCUCAGUCGUCGCCCCUUCAGAGAGAAGUGAUGAUGAUUGUCCAUUUGAAUACGAAGAACUCCUGCGCAAUGGGGAAGGCCACCUAAUGACUGACGAGCUAUAUCACGAGCCCCAAGAUGAUAGUGGCUGGGCCAUGGGGUCUCCCGCCCGCUGUAUGCUUACUAUUCCCCGUGUCGAUGAUUGGCAGCAUAGCAGUUCCAAUGUGUCCAUCGCGUUGGUUGUUACGAACAUCAAAAAGUACGUGCCUAGGCACCAGAGCGAAACCCAGAUAUGGAGAGCCGGUUCAAGUGAGGACCUCUGGAAUCAGAACAUGCAGCGGCACGCAGAAAGAGCCGUGGCCAGUCGUCGGAGAAUCCAAGUUCUGGAAAAGAUGGUGGACGUCAGGCUGGUCGAUCUAUGA